Molecule: messenger RNA, 1368 nt
Organism: Oryza brachyantha (malo sina)
Lineage: Eukaryota; Viridiplantae; Streptophyta; Magnoliopsida; Poales; Poaceae
Exons: 7
Coding region: 80-1201 (373 amino acids)
Source: RefSeq, a predicted model, not a curated record
CUCCUCCGCCGCAGCCGCAGCCGCAGCGCACGCGACGCCGAGUUCACCUCCUCCUCCCGCCGGCCGGCCGGGCGGAUAUAUGGGCGCCGAGGCAGAGCACCGCGCCUGUCCCUCUCCCUCUCCCCUCGGGAGGACCGAUGCGGCGCCCACCGUGCUGGGGCUGCAGCUGUCGGCGCUCAUCGACCACGUCGCCCGCGUCGACUGGUCCCUCCUCGACCGCAUACCCGGCGACCGCGGCGGCUCGCAGCAGGUCUGUAUUGAGGAGUUGAAUCAUAUUCUGGCAGAAGUGAAUGCCCAAAUCCUCCCCUCCCGUGAUGAACUUUCUCCAAUAAGGACUAUAGCCGGUGGUAGUGUCGCCAACACAAUUCGAGGUCUCUCAGCAGGUUUUGGGAUACCAACUGGAAUAAUUGGAGCCUGUGGAGAUGACAGCCAGGGAGAUUUGUUUGUCAGCAACAUGAGCUUUAGUGGAGUAGACCUCACAAGAUUAAGGACAAAAAAGGGGCACACAGCGCAGUGCGCAUGCUUGGUCGAUGCAAGUGGCAAUCGCACCAUGCGCCCUUGUCUAUCCAGUGCAGUCAAGCUCCAGGCCAAUGAGUUCACAAAGGAGGACUUCAAAGGCUCCAAGUGGUUGGUUGUUCGAUAUGCAAGUCAGAACAUGGAACAGAUCCAGGAAGCUAUUAGGAUUGCUAAACAAGAAGGUCUCUUGGUGUCAUUAGAUCUGGCUAGUUUUGAGAUGGUUCGUGAUUAUAGGAGGCAACUCAUUGACCUUUUGGAAACAGGCAACAUUGACCUUUGCUUCGCCAAUGAGGAUGAAGCUAGAGAGAUUAUAGGGGGAGAGGUGGCAUUUGAUCCGAAGGAGGCAGUUGGAUUCCUAGGCAAGUACUGCAAAUGGGCGGUGGUGACGCUUGCUUCAAAGGGGUGCAUAGCGAAGCAUGGGAAGCAGGUGGUGGAAGUGGCAGCGACCGGGGAGAGGAAGGCGGUGGACGCGACGGGGGCGGGCGAUCUGUUCGCGAGUGGGUUCCUGUACGGGCUGGUGAAGGGGCUGCCAUUGGAGGAGUGCUGCAAGGUAGGGGCGUGCAGCGGCGGGUCGGUGGUGCGGGCCCUGGGAGGGGAGGUCAGGCCGGAGAACUGGCAGUGGAUGUACAAGCAGAUGAACGCUACCGGCCUGCUGCUGCCCUGCCCUCUCUCUCAACAAGCUUGAAGCUUGAUUGCAUUGCAUUGCAUGCUGUUGCUUACUACUACUCCAGUACCAGUACGUAUUUUAAUUAAUUUAUUAAUUUGUAAGAUGCAACCAUUGAUUUUGAUAUAUAUAGCCUGCAUUGCAACGCGGUGCAGUGCCGUGCUGAUUAUUCGAUUUGCUGGACAAAA